Messenger RNA from Thlaspi arvense, 1925 nucleotides. Lineage: Eukaryota; Viridiplantae; Streptophyta; Magnoliopsida; Brassicales; Brassicaceae. The record is from the annotation of a GenBank genome assembly.
UAUCCUUAGAGAGGAUUAGUACAAUUGAAGGAGCCAAACAUGUCCAUUAACCACCAUUCGUAUCCAAUUUGGGGAUUCUAGAGAAAAUCAAAAUUCCCAGUGACGACGAAUUUCUGCUCGCCGUUUUUCGUCUCAACGAAGAAGAAUUUGGGUAUAGUUCAUGAUUACAUCCUUCGUCUUCGCCACUUAAACUGAGGAAUAAAAAAAACAAAACCCUUUUGGAAAUGGGAGAGACAACAACAGAUUCAGAGCAUCGCAUGAUGAUGGGCUUUGCAGAUAAUCCCAUGAAGAUUGAUCCCAGAAGAGAUCGGUUCCCAUGCUGCAUCGUGUGGACGCCUCUCCCCUUCAUCUCAUGGCUGGUUCCCUUCAUCGGCCACGUGGGUAUCUGCAGAGAAGACGGUGUCAUCCUCGACUUUGCAGGACCUAAUUUCGUCUGCGUUGAUAACUUUGCAUUUGGAGCCGUCUCUCGAUACAUCCAAAUCAACAAGGAAAAGGAAUCAUCUUUUACUUCCGGUUCUCAUAUGUUCAAUGGGGAGAGCAGAUACGAGGAAGAAGAAGACACUCGUGAGAGAGAGCCAACAUGGGAUGAUGCACUGAGAAAAGGCAUACAAGAGUACCAACACCACUCGUACAACAUAUUCACUUGCAACUGUCACUCCUUUGUCGCCAACAACCUGAACCGUUUAGCGGUAAGGUCAGGCGGGUGGAACGUGGUGAAUCUCGCGGCGCUCGUGUUCCUCAAGGGACGUUGGGUGAGCAAAGCAGCGAUGGUUAAGUCUUUGUUGCCUACAGUUGUAAUCUACGCUAUAGGGAUAUUACUAGGUGGCUGGAGUUUCAUAGCUUCCUGCUCGAUCCUAGCGGUUUUGCUUACCGGUUGGUUCGUCAUGGGAACCUAUUGCUUCAAGAAACUGAUCCAGCUUUAGAUCUGGCUGGUAACAUUUUUUUUAUCGGAAUGGGACGGAUUAAGACGGUUGUAAUAUAAAAGUUUCAUCAUUUCGAUUGUUUUUCUGGUGGAUAAUGGCAAGGUCUUUUGUCACUAAUUUUAUGAUUUUUUUGUGUUAUAAAACUCAUAAAAGAUAUAAAUUGUCAGAAAAAAAAAAAAUAAUUUGAGUAAAGUGGGGAAUAUUUAUGAUUUGGGCAAAGCAGGAAAGUAGCAUAUUUGGAAGGUGUAAUUAUGGGAAACAAAAUCACGCGUCCAAUAAAGAAAAAUAUUGGUGGCAAGAUUGUGAUUUGUAGGUGAUUCUAAGGGGAUUAUACAGUAUUUGAAAAGGGAGAGCAUGCUAAGUAAUUGAAACACACAAAAGGAGGAAAGAAAUCAAGAAAUAGAACAGAUCAAGACAGAGAGACGAAAAGACAAAGAGAAAGAGACCGAAAAUGGCUGCGGAAGAAGGACAAGUGAUCGCGUGCCACACCGUCGAGUCAUGGAACGAGCAACUCCAGAAGGGAAAUGAUUCCAAAGCACUUGUGGUGGUUGAUUUCACGGCUUCUUGGUGUGGACCGUGUCGUUUCAUAGCUCCAUUCUUUGCUGAUCUGGCUAAGAAACUCCCCAAUGUGAUUUUCCUAAAGGUUGAUACUGACGAGUUGAAGUCAGUGGCAAGUGACUGGGCGAUAGAGGCGAUGCCAACCUUCAUGUUCAUGAAAGAAGGGAAGAUUGUGGACAAAGUCAUUGGAGCCAAGAAAGAUGAGCUUCAGUCCACCAUUGCCAAACACUUGGCUUAAUGAUAGCUUUCUAAACAUUUUACUAAUAUAUAUUGGGAUGUUAUAACUUUGUAAUUCCCUUUUUGUUAUGAUUCCGGUCUAGUCUCAUCUGUUAAGUUUGUGACUACUAGUGAAUUUUUAAAAUUCACAUCCGGUAAAUCUAUUGCUAUUGAUUAUAACUUAAAAGAUUUGUUAAUUUAUUUUCUUAAAAUCUUAUUUAUUUUGCA